UGUCAUUAGUUUGUCUGAUUGAAUUACCACAAAUCUCCAAAUUCGAACAAAAUUUCCAGUCAUUAUGGUCGGAAAGUCGCCGAGGUGUACUCGCCAGAAGGUGAACUGGUCAGAUCUCCGUCAACCAUUGCUUCAAUUGAUCAUCAAAUUCCUGGGAAAUGAUGUUGACAACUUGCGCCGUUUCCGAUCAGUCUGCAAAAAAUGGCGCAAAUCAACCGCUUUUUCAGUUCCCGCUUCCAUCAAUAACACCUGCUUAUGCUCUUCAAUCAUUCUCCUCCGCCCCCGCGGUGUCUCUGGCACUAGAUGUACGCCGUGGAUGGUGUUUUCUGUCAAGAUCUCCGAAGGUACUAAUCUCUUUUUCCACCCUUUCUUUGGUACUCCUCUCAUUAAUAUCCCCCAAAACCUCGAUUUAUCCCAAUUCCACACUUCCGAGUUGGACAUAGCCUACCAUAAGCCUGAUAUCGGCGAGAUUGAUAGCCUGUUGCCAUUUUUCAGCCCUGAGAAGUUAAUGUUGUUACAAAGAAUGCCCGAUUUCGAUUCCAGAGGGGUUAAAUGUUUAUCUAUUAGAAAAGGUCAAGUUUGGGAUGAACAAACUGAUGAUAUUGUUAAUUAUUUGUGGAGGAUUUGUUCAAUCGACCGCAAGGGAAACAUUUAUUCAUUUUUCUUAAGUAAGAAAUUUUCAGUUUCUAAAACACUGUGUUGUAAUACUGCUUGUUAUGAGAUGGAAUUACAUGAAAUGAGAUAUCGAAAACGGCUUGUCACAAGCUCCCCAUCUUGUAAGAAUUUGUAUUUGGUGGUUAGGAAGAAGGAAAUGUUCAAGGUUUACGAGUUAUCUGUGGAAUGUUGGUCAUCACAGUCAUGGAAUUGUGUUGAGGUUCAGAGCUUUGGGGAUGAAGAUGGUGGUCUGGUGCUGUUUGUCACUAGAGAGUACAUUUUCUUUGCUUCUGCUAAAGAAUUCCUUGGUUGCCAAUUAAGGAAUUGCAUUGUUUUCACCUAUGAUUCUUUCCCUCCUUAUUCCGGUGUUGAUUUGGAGAUACAAGAUAAGGGUAUGAUUUACAUAUACCAGCUUGGAGGAAGUUCUCAUGUUUUCAUGCCCAUUUCGUCUUACCCGGGUUUCCCUCUUCAUCUUUGCUCACCUCCGUCUUGGGUUUUUCAGGCCCCCCACUCAAAAUCCCUUAGGGUGGCUGACAAGGGAAAGAAGGAAAAGAAGCAACCUUUUCAAAGCUGUCAAGAUGGUGUAUCUUUGCUAGAUCGUGCACAGCAUGAGUUUGCGCCCCCAGUUGAACCUGAACCUGAACCUGAGGCACAGACCUCUGAUAUUCCUUCUGUUUUUGUAGAUGAAAAUAACACUACAGGAACUCCUACCGUGAAUGCUCUAAAUCAUUUAGCUGACGAAGGUCCGGUGAUUUUGAGGGAGGAUAUCAUACACUCUGUAUCCAGGGCUUCUAUAACCUCUGUGAACCAGAGCAACAGAAGUGAUAGUUCAACAAUCAAAUUUGAAGGACUUGAUAUAAAGCCUAGUCUAGUCCCAACAUUACAAAAGAUUUGGUCAAAGCAUGGGAACAUCAUAGAGAAUAGCCUCAUGUCUAAUGGUGAUAUGAAAGCUAGGGCGCUAGAGUCACUUGCUACAGUGGUACUCAUUCUUGAGGGUAACUCAGUCAGGUCCCUGAGUGAUUGCCAAGUUGAUUAUUUGAGCUCUGCAUUGUCUGACUUGAAAUGUAUUCGCUUUGAGGUAGACUGGCUAGUCCCUUUUGUUAAGAAGGCUGUAGGACUAUACAAAAACAAGCCCUUGAUUGAAUCUUUGAACAAACUCAGCCAAUUAGACGACCAAGCCAUUGAACGCAGAGCACGUCUGCUUGAGGAAUUAGCUAAACUUGAUGAGAUGCGAAAAGAACUGAAAGAAGACCAGGCAAAUCUGACUAAGAUGAUUUCUUUUUCUGGAGAAGUGGAUUUGGACUUGGACAUACCUUUAGGAGGGGGAUUGUCAUAAAUUGAAUGAUUGUGGGUUCUAAAUCACCUAAGUGUGUUUUUAAGGCUAGGGAUAUGAAUGUAUGACCCUGUUUGUGUUGUUUCUUUUGGCUAGACAAUGAUAGUGUUCAAUGUUAAUCGUGAAUUCUCAUGAUUUGUUUAGGGUAUUUACUUGUAUCGGUUAUAUCGGCUACUCGUAGCAUAGUGCUUACCUAUAUGUGUGUACCAGUGUGAGUAUCUGGUGUUUCGAGGAUUCUUGUGAUAUUUGUUUGAAGGAAAGAAUUGCUGUCACAUUGUAACAAACAAUAAUGGAUGUUUGGAGUUUUCUGGUGGAGAAUGCCAUAUUAGUUGUUGGCUCUUAUCAACUGCAAUACUCCGUAGAUAAUAAGUUGUGUUAUUAUUUGGGAUAUUUUAGACAGAAUACUCCAUUUUCUACUAUUCACAAAAUAAACGUUACGGAUAUUCUUUGUUUUGUUGUGCACCAUACAUUAAAA
Spinacia oleracea (spinach) is the source of this 2462-nucleotide messenger RNA. RefSeq lists its product as uncharacterized. The coding region runs from base 65 to 1990 and encodes 641 amino acids. The transcript is spliced from 4 exons. The record is from RefSeq and is a predicted model, not a curated record. NCBI's taxonomy places the organism in Eukaryota, Viridiplantae, Streptophyta, Magnoliopsida, Caryophyllales, Amaranthaceae.